GUGUAAUCAAGUAAAUAUGACUAAAGACAAAAAAUUAUCAAAUUAACGCUGUUGAAUAGUAAUUCUUCGCAACUCACGACAAUAGAAAGCUCAAUAUUUACUCGGAUCAGUUUCACAAUUCAUCUCAAAAUUCAACUAAAUUACUCUAAAUUCCUUCAAUUACCUCGAAAACUCAUCAAAAAAUGACUGAAGAAGCCCUCAAACUGUACACAAAAUGCAUCAACUUUGCUGCCAUCAAACAUCGCGAUCAACGACGCUUAGAUUCAACGGAAACUCCUUACAUCAAUCACCCGAUUGGCGUCGCACAAAUUCUCGCUUCUGAGGGAAACAUCACAGACUUAAAUGUUCUCAUGGCGGCAAUUCUGCACGACACUGUCGAAGACACAGAAACGACUUUUGACGAGAUCGAGAACGAAUUUGGACCAAAAAUCCGAGAAAUUGUCGCUGAAGUCACCGAUGACAAGUCUCUGCCGAAGAUGGAGCGGAAAAGAUUGCAAAUUGAACAUGCCUUGACCUCGAGUCGUGAUGCGAAAUUAGUGAAAUUGGCAGAUAAAUUGUACAAUUUGAGGGAUUUGCAACGAGAAUUGCCCAAAAAAUGGACUGAAGAACGUCGUUUGGAAUAUUUUAAAUGGGCAAAAAAUGUCGUCGAUAAUCUCCGUGGCACAAACCAAGCGAUGGAAGAUGCUCUAGAUGUGAUUUUUAAAAAGGAAGGCGUUUAUUAAAAGCAAUUGGAAUGUUCAAAAAAUAAAUUUUUGUACGACUUA
Messenger RNA from Culicoides brevitarsis, 764 nucleotides. RefSeq names its product guanosine-3',5'-bis(diphosphate) 3'-pyrophosphohydrolase MESH1 (gene Mesh1). Lineage: Eukaryota; Metazoa; Arthropoda; Insecta; Diptera; Ceratopogonidae. Gene Ontology annotation, molecular function: guanosine-3',5'-bis(diphosphate) 3'-diphosphatase activity. The coding region runs from base 183 to 722 and encodes 179 amino acids. The transcript has 3 exons. The record is from RefSeq and is a predicted model, not a curated record.